Messenger RNA from Leptinotarsa decemlineata (Colorado potato beetle), 727 nucleotides. RefSeq lists its product as uncharacterized. Gene Ontology annotation, biological process: spliceosomal complex assembly; spliceosomal snRNP assembly. Gene Ontology annotation, cellular component: nucleus; SMN complex. Lineage: Eukaryota; Metazoa; Arthropoda; Insecta; Coleoptera; Chrysomelidae. The record is from RefSeq and is a predicted model, not a curated record.
UGUUCAUUACCUUUGUAUGUUGUUUCACUAGUUGGUUGUCUCUGACUAGGCGCAUUAGGCCAAAUAACAAUUCUUAUUUAGUAAUUAUUUUCAAGUUGUGUGAAAUUACUUAGAAAAACUGAAAAAUGGAUAAAUAUGAACAAGUCGACAAUGUGUUCCACAAUGAUUCUGUUUAUAUGAAAAGUUUAGUUGGGAAAGAAGUGGAAUUAAAAACUAUUGAUGGAAAAACUCUUCUAGGAAUUAUUUAUGUGAUAGACCCAAUAUUUAAAACUGUUGUUUUACAUACCAACUUCCGGAACGAAAAAGACUUCCAAACAAUUUUCGUAUUUCAUCAUGCUAUUGAAUUUCUGAAGAUUGUGUCAGAUGAAGUUGAAGAUAGUUAUGUGAAAGAAGACAAUAAGAACAGGGGAACUGAUCAAUCGACCAGAAAAAGAAUGGUGAAGAAGUGGUUGAAACAAAUGUUAAUUGAUGUAAAUGAAAGUGGGGAUUACUUGAAAAUAGAGGAUCAUUUAGUAAUAGUGCCACCCUAUGAACCUGCAAAUUGUAUAUGCAACAAUACAAUGAUUCUAGAAAGAACUCAGAAAGUUUUGCAGCAGAUGCCUCAAGAAUACUCUUAGGAUGCAGGAAAACCCGGAAAAACCUGCAGCAUCACAUCAUCUGAAGAUCUUGAAGUGCCAAUGUCUUCUCUUUCGCAGAAUAAAAUGAAGGGUGUCUCCAGAGGUUCCAA